This is a messenger RNA of Antrostomus carolinensis (chuck-will's-widow), 2789 nucleotides long. RefSeq names its product dnaJ homolog subfamily C member 13. Lineage: Eukaryota; Metazoa; Chordata; Aves; Caprimulgiformes; Caprimulgidae. The record is from RefSeq and is a predicted model, not a curated record. The transcript has 16 exons. Bases 138 to 2027 code for a protein of 629 amino acids. Gene Ontology annotation, biological process: endosome organization; regulation of early endosome to late endosome transport; receptor-mediated endocytosis. Gene Ontology annotation, cellular component: endosome membrane.
ACAGUGUUUGUAUUUUUCAGGAGGUAGCAAAUAGCCUUGCCAAGCUCAGUCUCCUGGCCUUGAGUCGCCUCGGAGGGUAUCUCUUUGAAGAACAAGCUACACCUGAAAACCCAACGAUCAGGAAAAGCUUGGCUGGAAUGUUGACGCCCUAUAUUGCAAGGAAACUUGCUGUGGUCAGUCCUACUGAGACUCUUAAGAUGCUUAACAGUAACACAGAGAACCCCUACUUGAUCUGGAACAAUGGGACAAGAGCUGAAUUACUUGAGUUUUUGGAAUCUCAACAAGAAAGCAUGAUUAAGAGAGGUGAGUGUGACAAGAGCUAUGGAUCUGACUUUGUCUUCAGUGACCAUGCAAAGGAACUUAUUGUGGGAGAGAUUUUUGUUAGAGUCUACAAUGAGGUCCCUACCUUCCAACUAGAGCUUCCUAAAGCAUUUGCUGCAAGCCUCUUGGAUUACAUAGGCUCACAAGCACAGUACCUUCAUACGCUAAUGGCAAUAACACAGACUGGGAAAGUAGAGUCCAAUCAACAUGGAGAUCGGUUACGAAGAGUUGAAAUGGCCCUGGAGGCUCUGAGAAAUGUCAUAAAACACAACCCAGGUUCUGAGUGUGAGUGCAUAGGUCACUUUAAGUUGAUAUUCUCCCUUCUGCGUGUUCAUGGAGCUGGCCAGGUGCAGCAGUUGGCUCUGGAGGUAGUGAACAUAGUAACAAGUAACCAAGAAUGUGUUAACAACAUUGCUGAGGCCAUGGUUCUUGCUAACUUACUGGCACUCCUGCAUUCCUUACCUUCAAGUCGGCAACUUGUCCUUGAAACUUUGUAUGCUUUGACAUCUAGCACAAAAAUAAUUAAAGAGGCCAUGGCAAAAGGUGCUUUAAUCUACUUACUAGACAUGUUUUGCAACUCAACUCAUCCACAGGUCCGAGCCCAAACAGCAGAGCUCUUUGCCAAAAUGACUGCAGAUAAGCUGGUGGGUCCAAAGGUUCGAAUUACACUAAUGAAAUUUUUACCUGGAGUCUUCAUGGAUGCCAUGAGGGACAACCCUGAAGCUGCUGUUCAUAUAUUUGAGGGAACUCAUGAAAAUCCUGAGUUAAUUUGGAAUGACAAUUCCAGGGAGAGAGUAUCAACAACAGUUCGAGAAAUGAUGCUUGAGCACUUUAAACUUCAGAGGGACAACCCUGACACUAACUGGAAGCUGCCUGAAGACUUUGCUGUGGUGUAUGGUGAGGCAGAAGGUGAACUUUCUGUGGGGGGAGUCUUCCUAAGGAUUUUUAUUGCCCAGCCGGCCUGGGUUUUACGGAAACCAAGAGAAUUUCUCAUUGCACUGUUGGAAAAGUUUACUGAACUACUGGAGAAAAAUAACCCCCAUGGGGAAACUUUAGAAACCAUUACCACAGCAACUGUGUGCCUGUUCAGUGCCCAGCCUCAGCUAGCUGAUCAAGUUCCUCCGCUUGGUCAUCUUCACAAGAUAAUCCAAGCUAUGAAUCACAAGAACAAUGCCAUUCCGAAAAGUGCCAUUCGUGUCAUGCACAUAUUGUCUGACAAUGAGCUUUGUGUUCGAGCAAUGGCAUCACUAGAGACCAUUAGCCCUCUCAUGAAUGGAAUGAAAAAGAGAUCAGAUGUCAUUGGUGUAGCCUGUGAAGCCCUUAAUCGAAUGUUUCAGAAGGAACAAAAUGACCUAGUAGCCCAAGCUUUGAAAGCAGAUUUGGUCCCUUACCUUCUAAAGCUGCUUGAAGGUAUUGGUCUUGAGAACCUGGAAAGCCCAUCUGCAACGAAAGCUCAGAUUGUUAAAACUCUGAAAUCUAUGUCUCGCAGCCUGCAGUAUGGAGAACAGGUAAAUGAAAUCCUGUCUCGUUCUUCUGUGUGGAGUGCCUUCAAGGAUCAGAAACAUGACUUGUUCAUUUCUGAGACGCAAACAGCAGGAUACCUCACAGGCCCUGGAGUUGCUGGUUACCUUACUGCAGGGACGACAUCCUCUGUAAUGCCCAACGUACCACCCCCGGUAGACAACGAAGUGGGAGAUGUCAGCUAAGGACUGGAAAUUCUCUUGAAAGAGAGAAAGGCAGACUGGCCAGUGAUGAGGAACAGCACUUUCCUCCAACACAUUGAAGUGAACUUCCUGCCUUUCCAAGUGUUUAAUGACAGUGUUACUCCUUUUUCUAUGACCUUUUUUUUGGUGGUGUUUUUUUUCUAGGAACAGUCAGUGAUUCUAACUAUCACACUGUAACACAAGAAAGCACUCUGUGGAUCAGCUGAAAUGGGUACACAAGAAUUUUUUCUUGUUGUACAUUAAGCACAUUUUGUUCCUUUAUAUUUGUUUACAAGACUGUGAAUCAGACUUUCCUAGUUUUUAUAUUUUAUGAAUUAGCAUGACUGGAGUUGAGCUACAGUCUAGAGGAAUUGGGCUAAAAUCACUUUGACCUCACAGACCUCCCCCCUCUGCCAAAAGGCAUCCCUUCUUUUCCCAGUCUGAUGUGAUCACUCACAUUGAACGUGAGUUGCAAAGGGUUUGUCCCUGCACCAGUUCACUGAUGUCCUUAAUCAUUAACACUUUCAUCUUCCCGAGAUCAAACAGCAUUAGACAUUUGUAUGUAUAACUGGCUUGACCAAAUUGACAAAGCUUCAGCAAAAAAACUUAAAGUUGACAUGUUAUGUAAGAAAUUAGUGUAAUUGUGAAAUGUUCUAUACAUUAUCCAGUAUAUAAAAACUUUCUAUAUUGAGUGUACAUUAUACAGAUCAUUCAUAUGUACAUAAAAUUUUAAAAUAAAGGGAAUUAAGAGCCUUGUUAAUGAGA